Mesorhabditis spiculigera is the source of this 1833-nucleotide messenger RNA. The record is from the annotation of a GenBank genome assembly. Lineage: Eukaryota; Metazoa; Nematoda; Chromadorea; Rhabditida; Rhabditidae.
AUGCCAAAAGACGACGUGUUCAGCGUGGAGCGCAUCGUCAAGAUGCGCAUGCGGAAGGGAAAACGCGAAUACCUGGUGAAAUGGGUCGGCUGGCCGGACUCGGCAAACACCUGGGAGCCGACGAAGAACAUUCUCGACCCCACGCUUUUCGACAUUUUUCACGAGGAGCAGCAGGAAGGCAAGAAGCGCGACUCGAGCGGAAGCGGACGGAAACGACGGAGUACCAAAGACGGAUCAGACGAUGAGGAAGAUGAGCCAGUCCUCACGACGCCGCGCCAUCUCGAGCCACCAGCAGUCGCCGCAAAAAUCCUCCUCUCCGAUGCCCCGACGUCAUCAAGGAGUCCAGAAAAAACCCCGACCAUCCUGCCCAAGCCGACCCCAACCGGAAAUGGAGCCCCAAAACUCGUGCUCCUCCCCCAGACCACGGCCGCCGGGGCCCCGAUCAAGCUGCAGGUGACCCAGGAGCAGGCCAAGCUCCUGAAGCCUGUCCAGCUGCCGGCGCACUUUGACUUCAAGACCCUGCAAGCCGCCCCGAGCACGGCCGGCCCUGACCAGCUGCAGCCGAAGAUGUUGAUCUUGGGCGGACAGGCUCAAGCCGUUCAGCCGCACGAGGCGAAGCCGCUAAUUUUGGGCGCGCAAACUUCCGUCGUUCAAGCCCAGGAGGUGAAACCGCUAAUUUUGGGGCGGACUCAAGCGGCCGAGCCCGUGAACUUGUCGAACUCGUCCAACUUGACGCCGCCCGUGGUGAAGCAAGAGCCAAAAUCUCCAAAUGUGCCGCGUCAAGAGGACCUGGCCGUACAGUCCGACCACGUCACCGUCAAGGAGGAGCCACAGUCCCCAAAUCUUCAAAGGGCAGCAGCUCCGCAGGGUCAAGACGUUCAGAAACCCGGUCCGAUCUAUGAAUUUCCGGAAGAGGGGCCGCUGGAGAUUGCCGAGGAGCCGGAAAAGACGGAAACCGCCCCGUUGGCUACGAUAAAGACGGAAAUGUCGGAUUCUGAGAGCAUGCACACACCAGCCGGCGACGUGACCAAGUCGCCGACGACGCCGUCGUCGCCGAUAAAGCCGCCACCGCAGAUUCGGUUCUUGAAGAAGCCAGCAUCGUCGGUUUUUAAGGACCUUCCCCAAAAACCGCUGCCCAGCACCGGGAGUAGCAAAUGCGGAGCGAGCACGAGCACGAGCACGAGCAGUCCGCUGGGUACGGAAGAAGGGAGGCGGCCAAGCUUCACCCAAAUGCUGGCCGAGAACACGGCCGAGCUGCACAAGCCGGCGCCGAAGAAGAAGAAGAAGCCGUCCACCGCGAAGCCAAAAUCGCCCACCAAGAAAGAGGAGGCUCAGCUCGACAUUUUUGAGUCGCAGCCCCGUUGGCCAGAGCAAUGGGCCCACCAGCCGAGGGCCAAGUUGAGCGAGCACGAGCUGGCCAACAAGGAGCAGAAGAUGUUCAUCCUGGACGGGCCGAAGAAGCGGAAGGCGGAAGGGGAGAAGGGUCCCGCGGGGGUGCCAAUGUUCCAGAUUGGGGAGUCGCUAACAGGCCACAUGAUGGACGCACUGCGCGAGGGCGCCAGCGUCGGCAAGGUGUUCGUCGCCGAAUCAAUCGAGGCAAUGAAGGCCAAAAACGUCGAGCCAACCCAGGCCCACCUCGUCAUUUCCGUACAGAAACGGAGUAAGCAACAGGAUGUCGAGGAUUUCUAUCAGCAACUGAGGCAGACGGCUGAAAAUGGUAUGGAUUGGCGCGCCAUCGACCUUGCUGAUCCACUCGCCCCUCCCGGCGUCAUCACCCGAGAAUAUAUACGCGAAGACGGGCAGAGCCACCGGCUGUAUGAUUAUAGCUACGUG